Ziziphus jujuba (common jujube) is the source of this 1455-nucleotide messenger RNA. RefSeq names its product zeatin O-glucosyltransferase-like. Gene Ontology annotation, molecular function: UDP-glycosyltransferase activity. The transcript has a single exon. Lineage: Eukaryota; Viridiplantae; Streptophyta; Magnoliopsida; Rosales; Rhamnaceae. The record is from RefSeq and is a predicted model, not a curated record. The coding region runs from base 1 to 1455 and encodes 484 amino acids.
AUGGCCUUCAUAUAUGCAACAAGGCAUUCCAAGACACAAAUGGAUACUGAAACCCGUCCUAGCGUCGAAGAGGCACCAGUUAUUGUGUUAAUGGUUCCUUUCCCAGCUUAUAGCCAUAUGAACCAGCUCUUGCAACUCUCCUGUCUCAUUUCUUCCUAUAACAUACCAGUUCACUAUGCCGGUUCUUCCAUUCACAAUUCUCUUGUAAAAAAUAGAGCUUAUGAUUUAGAUUAUUCACAAAUCCAAUUCCAUGACUUCGAAAUUCCUCCUUUCGUCCCUGAUCCAGCUUCAAACUCCAAAGAAUAUCUUCUUCCAUAUUUUCAUGUCACUUGGCACCUUCUUCUACCCGUUGGUAAGCUUAUCGUCGAGCUCGCUUCCAAAGCCAAAAGAAUUAUCAUUAUCCAUGACGCUUUAACUUCCUCUGCAGUACAACAUGCCACUUCUAUAACCGCUAAAGCUGAAACCUACGUUUUCGAACCCGCCACCGCUUUUGCUGUUCUUUGCUUUUUAUGCGCUGAGAAGGAGAAAACCCUUCCAGUUCCUAGUCAACUAGAACUCGAAUUUAAAGACAAAAUUGAGAUUCCAUCUGUUGAAGGAGCUUUUGGUGAUGAGACUUCAAAAUUCAUAACUCGCCAAGGCAAGUUUAUGAGAAGUUCAUCUCCUUCGGGAUAUUUGUACAGCGCAUGCAAAGUGAUUGAUGGUGGUUUUCUCGACCUUGUGGCCAAGAAAGAGAACUAUAAAAAGGUUUGGGCGGUUGGGCCUUUGCACCAGUUUACAUAUCCAACGAAUGGAAGAAAUUCCAUUAAAAGCAGAUACGAAUGCUUGGAGUGGCUUGACAAACAGGAACGAAACUCUGUCUUGUAUAUCUGUUUCGGAUCCAUGAUUUCAAUGGCGGAUCUUGAUCAACAGCUUGAAAAACUUGCUGACGGAUUGGAGAAAAGUGAGGCGAAGUUCAUCUGGGUAUUCACAGAGCCACAUAACAAAAAAGAAGGUGUUGAUGAAGGCAAAAAAGGUCAUGAACUUCUUCAAGGGUUCGAGGAGAGAACGAAAGGAAAAGGAAUGAUGGUGAGAGAUUGGGCUCCACAGCUCGAAAUUCUGCGGCACCAAUCAACAGGCGGGUUUUUGAGUCACUGCGGAUGGAACUCUUGCGUGGAGAGCAUUAGCUGUGGAGUUCCUAUAGCAACAUGGCCAAUGCAUUCAGACCAACCCAUGAAUGCUCUGCUCAUAACAGACGUGCUUAAAAUCGGUGUGACAGUGAAGGAAUGGGCACGCAGGGACGAAGUCGUGAGCGCUGAGAAGAUUAGCGCUGCUGUGAAGACAUUAAUGGAUGAAGGACAUGAGAUUAGGACAAGGGCUAAAGAUUUGGCUGCCAAAGUUCAAAGUGCUACUGCUCAGGAAGGAGUUUCUCGCUUGGAAUGCAAUUCUUUCAUUGCUCAUAUCACCAGGCAAACUUGA